Molecule: messenger RNA, 774 nt
Organism: Juglans regia (Persian walnut)
Lineage: Eukaryota; Viridiplantae; Streptophyta; Magnoliopsida; Fagales; Juglandaceae
Exons: 1
Coding region: 1-774 (257 amino acids)
Source: RefSeq, a predicted model, not a curated record
AUGGCGGCCGUCGAGCCUGCCACUGUAGGCCAGCCAAGGUCUUAUGCUGAUCUUGUUUACGCAGCGCCUCAGCCAUUGCCAGAGAUGGAAGUUGCGCUUAGGCCUCCAAAAGUGGUUGAUGGUGAAAUAUGCUUCAUGUUUUCGGUAGAGGAAAUUGAAAGAACUGCCUUACCAUUCCGAUAUUCUUUGGUCUUAAAAUUCCUUAGACAGAGGCCCUCCCUUGAUGCCAUUAGAGCUUUUAUUCGUCAGAGAUGGGGUUUGUCCUCUUCGCCUGUGGUCUCGGCCAUGCUAAGGGCUCGGAACGUUUUUAUUAGGCUGUCUAAUGAGGGUGACUUCAACAAGGCCUUGUCUAGGGAAUCUUGUGAAAUAGCAGGAGCUCUUUAUCGACCGUUUGCUUGGACGCCGGAGUUCAAUGAAGAUUUCGAAUCUCCUUGUGUGCCGGUAUGGGUUUUCUUACCGGGGCUACCACCAAAUUUCUUCCAUGCUUCGGUUCUUAGAUCUUUGACGGCGCCGAUUGGAAGGUUUAUCCGUCGUGAUAAUACUACCAUUUGUGCAACAAGAACAGACGGAGCCCGGGUUUGUCUUGAGGUUGAUGCUUCCAAAGAUACAUUAUCCCACUUCUGGAUUGGUAAACCCGGAUUGCCUAGGAGCAGACGCCAAGAGUUGGUAUACGAGACACUACCGGCAUAUUGCAACAAUUGUAAACAGCAGGGGCACAAUCUACAUACCUGCAGAUUUGGUCUCGAAAUGCAGAAAAAAAAGGGAAAGGGAUGA